CUGGUUUAAUUAGUGAGAGACUGGACGAUCGAAAGCUUAUUAUUGGGAGAAACUCUCUCCACAUGAAGUGUUUUGACAGUGCCAUCGGGAUUUGGCUUAGUGGCCCUCAUGGAUGGUGGCCCUUAAUAGGUCCAGUUGAGUUCGGGGGUUGCUCCAUCCCCACGAGUCGUCCUGACGUUUGAGAGCAUAGACGACACCCAUAGAUGUGACCGAAGACUGUAGAAGCUGUCUGCCUUUUGUUUUGCGUGCUCGGUUUAAGUGACAUAGCAUUCCAGAUGUUUAGUUUUAGUAAAGUUUUACUGCGCUCGCAACUGCAUUAGGUCAUAUGAGCGCCAAGGGGUGGAUGUCAACGGAGAAGUCUAAACGGGGAAUAUGGUUUACUCUGCUCGCCCUUCUAGUUCUAGCCUCAACAGCACAACGUCUGCUUCGACUGUCAAGGCACCCCGGAAAUACCAGUUCACAAUUUCAGAAUAUGAACCAUUGGAUUCAUGCAAGAAAUCUCACAUCGAAGAAGAUUUGGUACCUGGACUUGAUGAUGCCAUUGUUAAAACGGCUAAGAUGAGGAGAAAACAGCCACCAAAGUGUAGAAAAGUAGCCAGAAAAACUGCCAACAAUGUUGUUCAAUACUAUAGCCGUGUACACAUCAAAACUGAUCGCAGUGAUGAGGGUCAGGAGAAGUUUGCUCAGGAAAAUGCUGCAAUAUGGACAGAGAUUAAGCUUGAUGUCCUUAAAGAUCUGAAUUCCAUGUCCUCAGCUACCAUGAACAGUGUUGCAGAAGAAAGACAUGAACUUCUCAAGGCUCGCCGUUUAUGCAGAGGCAAGGAGAAACCUGCCAGAGGGUGUGCAAGGCAGAGGAAAUUUCCGAAAGUGAACUCGGCACAUUUCUACAACCCUGAUUUUAUCAUUGAUCAGAAUGACAUCGCUUGACAAUGAUGUCUUAUUCUUUUGACUUACUGACUUAAUAAUUUACUCAUUACAAAUGUACAUAAUGACAUUAGAAUAAAAAGUUGUAGCCCAUUA
Messenger RNA from Aplysia californica (California sea hare), 1020 nucleotides. RefSeq lists its product as uncharacterized. The coding region runs from base 373 to 927 and encodes 184 amino acids. The transcript has 4 exons. The record is from RefSeq and is a predicted model, not a curated record. NCBI's taxonomy places the organism in Eukaryota, Metazoa, Mollusca, Gastropoda, Aplysiida, Aplysiidae.